AUGGAACCAAUGUCUAAUAUACCUUGCUCGGCUUUAACUGAUGCUUUGACUGCCUUGGCGCAGAACACAUCACCUGGAGGAAGAAAAUACAGUGCUGUAAAGACAAUUCCAAGAGCUCAGCAUACGUCUUACCUGACGGAUACCGCAGAUGCUGUGAGAGAGGUAGCUAAAAAGAUGGGUAGAACUCGUGUAAAAUGGGAGAGUCCAAAAUCAGUGAUGAUAAUCACAAAACCAGGAGAUUGCUCUCUCAUUGGCAUGACUCGAGACAUGGCGUUGUAUUUGGUAGAGACGCCUCGUUAUGGUUCAGAAAGUGGCAUUACAUGCUAUGUCGAUGAAAAACUAAAGAAUUCCAAGCGCUUCAAGUAUGACAAGAUUGUUAGAAACCAUCCUAUUGCAUGCGAAAAGCUUAAAUUCUGGACACCUGAAUUGUGUGCCUUGCAACCCAAGUCCUUUGACUUUAUCAUCACUCUUGGUGGAGAUGGCACAGUGUUGUUCUCUUCGUGGUUGUUUCAAAACUACAUUCCUCCAGUCAUUCCCUUUCAUUUGGGUUCGCUUGGCUUCCUGACUCCUUUUGAUUUUGACAGAUACAAGCAGCAUUUACACAAUGCAAUGGAGAGAGGUGUUCGGAUUAACCUCAGAGGACGUCUGACAUGCACAGUGUAUCGCCGUGUGCCUCAUCCUGAUUGCAAAUCUCCCGAGGAAGCAAAAGCCGUGCAGUUGAGAAAUGUUGUGAGAAAUCCUGUAACUGGCAAAUUCACUGUGGGCGGAUGGUGUCAAGAACUGAAGAAGCAGCGUCAACAACAAGCUGCUAAUCUUAAAGGCAAAAUGAAGAAAUUCGGUGAAGUGGAUGGUGAUGAUGUCGAGGAGGAAGAAAAGGAGGAAUGGGGGCAAGCUGAAGACGAUCAGCAGCAGCAACAACAACAACAGCAACAACAGCAACCUGUUGGCGAAGAACGUCAAGUGCCUUGCUUCACAACGAUACCUGUAGAAAAGUACCAUGUUAUCAACGACUUGGUUGUUGAUAGGGGGCCUAGUCCUUAUGUCAGUUUAUUGGAGCUGUUUGGCGAUGAUAAGCAUUUGACGACUGUACAAGCUGAUGGUUUAGCUAUCUCUACGCCUACCGGAAGUACUGCAUAUUCGCUCUCUGCUGGUGGUUCGCUUACUCAUCCUGAUAUCCACGCUAUACUUAUUACACCCAUUUGUCCUCAUACUCUAUCAUUCCGUCCUACAUUGGUGCCUGACUCUAUGGAGCUGCGUAUCUGUGUUCCCUUCAACUCUAGAAACACUGCUUGGGCUAGUUUCGAUGGCCGUGGAAGAGUAGAGCUCAAGCAGGGUGAUCACAUCAAAGUAACAGCCUCAAGAUAUCCCUUCCCGACUGUUUGUAAAGAAGAUCAGGCAACAGAUUGGUUCAACUCUCUUCAAAACUGUCUUCACUGGAAUAAGCGCGAACGCCAAAAGUCAUUUGCAGUAGUCGAAUCUCACCCUGUGCGUAAUGGCAACCACAACAAGAACCUUUCUUCCAGCAGCCGCUCAAAUAGUAGCCAACAGCUCUCUCAAUCACCUAGAGCUACUGGGUUCAACCCUCUGUCUCGCUCAGGCACACAAUCACCUCCUGCACCGCCUCACCCAUCCUCUCUGCAAUUCACUGCUCAACAACAUCAGCAGCAAUCACCUCCCCAUCAUAAUGGCGGCAACCGUAAAUCGUCAUCCUCAUCGUCUGUUACUUCAUCUUCAUCUGCGGAUAUGCAAGAUGAGGUCUUUGGUAUGUUUUACGACGACGAUUCUGGCAGUGAUCGUUAUCGCUUAGGUGGCAGUGGUAACGCUGGUAGCCGCCGUCGUAGUAGCUGCAUUGAAGCAGAGUCUUCGAGUGCAUCAAGUGAGAAUUAUGAAUCAACUGAUGAAUUUGAAAGCGAAGAUGAUGAAGAUGAAUACGCACCUGAUGGAUUCACUGGCUGGACUGAUGAAGAAAUCAUCAAGUCGAGAUAUCUUGCAAACAUCACAAAGGAAUUGGAAAGAGUCUCAGUAAAAUACACCAAGAGUGAUGCUGCUAAUGGCCAACAAUAG
Mucor velutinosus is the source of this 2064-nucleotide messenger RNA. RefSeq lists its product as uncharacterized. The transcript is spliced from 6 exons. Gene Ontology annotation, biological process: NADP+ biosynthetic process; NAD+ metabolic process. The coding region runs from base 1 to 2064 and encodes 687 amino acids. Lineage: Eukaryota; Fungi; Mucoromycota; Mucoromycetes; Mucorales; Mucoraceae. Gene Ontology annotation, molecular function: NAD+ kinase activity. The record is from RefSeq and is a predicted model, not a curated record.